Molecule: messenger RNA, 3381 nt
Organism: Drosophila ficusphila
Lineage: Eukaryota; Metazoa; Arthropoda; Insecta; Diptera; Drosophilidae
Gene: Usp20-33
Product: ubiquitin carboxyl-terminal hydrolase 20
Exons: 5
Coding region: 104-3034 (976 amino acids)
Biological process (GO): protein deubiquitination
Molecular function (GO): cysteine-type deubiquitinase activity
Source: RefSeq, a predicted model, not a curated record
CGAAAGUACCCACUAAAAUCGCAAACGCCUUUUCUUCGGUCGUUCCAAUAUAAAUUCUCAAUUAAAAAUAAAAAAAAAGAACACACGCAGCCAGAGAGCUAUAAUGAAUUUAAGCCCCAAACCAAAUCAGCAGAGUCCACAUGUAGAGCAUCAAAACCGCACCACAGACUGCGAUCAGGGUCUCAAGCUGACAAACGGUCAUGUCAUGACAGACCCAAGAAGCAGUCGGUGCCAUGAUACGCUCUUCACCGGAUCGCUCAACUCGUUGGCCAGGAGGGAAGACGGGGACGGGGACGAAGAUGAAGCAACGGGUUCGGGCACAGGACUCGUGGGUCUGCAAAAUCUGGCCAACACAUGCUACAUGAACUCCGCGCUGCAAGCACUGAGCAACCUGCCGCCGAUGACGCACUACUUUAUCAACUGCAGCGAUCUCGUGGAGUACAUUUCGGAGCAGAGCGCCCGUCGCUGCAAGCCCGCCGGUCUGGCCAAGAGCUAUCGCCGCCUUAUGCAGGACAUUUGGCAGGAUGUCGAUGAUCCCAAAGAGUUUAUUGCCCCGCGCGGCAUUUUGUACGGCAUUCGCUCGGUGCAUCCCAUGUUUCGAGGUUACCAGCAGCACGACACCCAGGAAUUCCUGCGUUGCUUCAUGGACCAGCUACACGAGGAGCUCACUGAGCAGGUUUCCCUGCAGCCACAGAUUCAAAACCAAGCGCACCCGCAAUCCCAACCACACCAGCAGCAACCACCCAGCGAAACGGACGACGACAACGAGGAUGAGGUCGCGCCUGCGUCCUUGACGCCUGCUGCCUCCGAGAGUGAAUACGACACCUGUGAGAGCAGCAUGUCGGAGCGGUCGGCAGAGGUUCUCCUGAAGACCGAGUACUUUGUUACGCCCUGCCGAAAGAAUAGUUCAAACAGCACCCUGCCAGAAGCUCAUCCAGUGCACCUGCAACCGCCCCCUCUGCAGCACCAACAGAUGAAUAGUUCCACCACCGAACAGAAGCCCGUUGAGGCGGCUCGCUCCAUUAUAAGCGACGUCUUCGACGGCAAGCUUCUGUCCUCCGUGCAGUGUUUAACCUGCGAUCGCGUUUCAACGCGCGAGGAAACAUUCCAGGACCUCUCGCUGCCCAUUCCUAACCGCGAUUUUCUUAACGUUCUUCACCAGACACAUAGCUUAAGCGUCCAGAGCCUAAAUGCCGCAGAAACGUCCGCAAGGAGCAACGAAGGAUGGCUGGCGUGGAUGUGGAACAUGCUGCGCUCCUGGAUCUACGGACCCUCGGUGACGCUCUACGACUGCAUGGCCAGUUUCUUCAGCGCCGACGAGCUCAAGGGCGAUAAUAUGUAUAGUUGCGAGCGUUGCAACAAACUGCGCACGGGUAUAAAGUACUCCCGAGUCCUCACCCUGCCCGAGGUAUUGUGCAUCCACCUGAAACGCUUUCGACACGAUCUGUCCUACAGCUCGAAAAUUUCGUCGGACGUUUUCUUUCCGCUGGAGGGCUUCGACAUGCGCCCGUACAUUCACAAGGACUGCAAGAGCCUGGUGCCUAUUUACAACCUUUCGUCCGUGAUUUGUCACCAUGGAGGAGUCGGUGGUGGCCAUUAUACCUGUUAUGCUCGGAAUGCGCUGAACGGAAAGUGGUACGAGUUCGAUGACCAGCACGUGGGGGAAGUGCCUGCGGAGGUGGUGCAGACGUGCCAGGCGUAUGUGCUCUUCUACCAAAAGCACAAUCCGCAGAUGAAGCUAGUGCGUGAACAGGCUAUGACUUUGUCAACCACCCAUCCGCUGUGCGAUUCCGACAUCCAGUUCUACGUAACGCGAGAAUGGCUCUCCAGACUGGCCACCUUUUCCGAACCAGGUCCGAUUAACAACCAGGAGAUGCUCUGCCCCCACGGAGGGAUUCUACAUUCCAAGACGGAGAUGAUCAGCCAGAUUGCGGUGCCCAUCUCUCAACCCUUGUGGGACUAUCUCUAUCGUACCUUUGGCGGCGGGCCAGCAGUGAACAUAAUCUUUGAGUGCGAGAUUUGUAAGAGGGCGGCGGAGACCCUGUCGCGUCGCCAGCAGUACGAGCUUAAUGAGUUUACGAAGUACAACGGGCUGCAGAACGAAUUCGAUUCGACGGCCAUCUAUGCCAUUGCAAUGCCUUGGCUUCGCUCCUGGCAGCAGUUUUCGCGAGGAAAGACCCCAAAGGAACCCGGACCGAUUUCCAACGAAGGAAUCGCUGCUCCCACCGAAAAUGGCUCUCUAAAUGGAACGACAACUGUGAGCUGCGUGCGUUUGGGUUCCGAUUAUGCGCAGCUGAAUGCUCGACUGUGGCGAUUCCUGCAUAAUAUAUACGGCGGUGGGCCAGAAAUUAUGCUGCGUCAGGCACUUUCGGAUGACGACGAUGCCGAGGAGAUAGAAAUCAUCGAUCAGGACGAUGAGUGCGACGACGAUGACGAGGAUCAGGAGGAAGACGAAGACGAGGAGGUUGCGACCACCAAUUACCAGCACAAUCAUUCCGACACCGAAAGCAAUUUAGGCCGACGUACAAGUCCGAGUCCAAGUCUCAGUCCCAGUCCAAGUUUGAAGACCAAGCGUCAGCCGGUGGAGGCGGAGUCGGAUCUGCGACCAAAUAGCCCAAAGUCCAAGCGCAGCAGAUCCAAGAUGAAGGUCUCCGCCUUGCGUUUGAAUAUGCGAAAGAGAGGCAAGCGUAAUCGCAGUGCCUUUAAACAGCAUGCCGAGAUGUUUGGAGCCAAAGGGAACUACAAUGCCAACACCAAUGCCGAUCCCCCAGUUGUCGAGCAGCGGGAUAGAGACAAGGAUAAGGACAAGGACCGAACUGUUGCAUUUCAGAGCGACUACAGCUUACCCAUAUCGAUACCAUUCCAAAGCGACAAUUUCCAGGUGAACGGUGUGCAGGAAAAGUCUCGCGACAAGGGCAAACUGCGAAGUGGGUCCAGGAGCAGCGGCAACGCCACCACUAAGGAGAACGUCACGCUGCAGAAGUUCGUGACCCUGCGCGAGGCCAAUGGGCCAAGCGAAGAGACUGAUAUUUGAUCGACGGCGCCGGUGGAACGGGGAGAGUUAGAAAAAAAAGGAUUGGGAACCAGUGCCCCUGGCCAGAAUCACAGAAUGUCACCGCCGAAAUGCAGGCCUAAAUCAAAGUUUAGGCGUAAGCGAAAGCGUUAGUAGUUUUAUACCUCAGUGUAUUGUUGGGGUGGAGGCUAUAUAAAGUAUGUAAAAAUUGUAUUUAUAAAUUAAUCGUAUCGCUGUUCCCCAUCCGGCGCCAUACCAGUUAUGUUAUCCCAGCUCCUGGCCAGGGGUCGUUUUGUAUAUAGUGUGUGGGAGUGCUUUAAAUCGGUGUAACAAUAGAAAAUAAAUCGUAGAAAUCUUGGUCAAGCUAA